AUGGGUCAAUCAAGUGAAAGGAACAACCAAUCAUUUGUGACAGACUUCAUUCUGACAGGAUUUUCCAAUGACCAUGAUGCACAAAUUUUGCAUUUUGUAAUGUUUCUGCUCAUCUACUUAGCAGCAUUAAUGGGGAAUCUUCUCAUAAUUAUUGUUGUGAGCUUCAACCAUCACCUUCACACCCCCAUGCAUUUCUUUUUGGUCAACCUAUCAAUUUCAGACAUCUGCUACAUAUCAACAACCAUACCCAAAUCCAUAUCCACUGCAUUAACAAAUGAUCAAAGGAUUUCUUUUGCCGGGUGUCUUGUUCAGGUUUUCUUUGUUGCAGUUUGUGCAGGUUCUGAGCUUGCCUUGCUCACCAUCAUGGCUUAUGACCGAUAUGUGGCCAUCUGCCACCCUCUGCAAUAUUUUCUAAUCAUGAACAGAGGUGCAUGCAUCCAAAUGGCAGUGGUUUCAUGGCUAACCAACUUGAUCAGUGCAUUGUUGCAUACUUGUAUCAAUUUUAGUUUACAAUUUUGUGGGUCUAAUAUCAUUGGUCAGUAUUUCUGUGAUAUCCCUCAGUUACAAAAGAUUUCUUGCACAGAUACAGAAAUUAGCCAAAAUGUGAUUAUUAUCUCUGGGAUCAUUUUUGGCUCAUUUUGCACAGGGUUAAUCUUUGUUUCCUAUGGAUACAUUUUCUCUGUAGUGCUGACAAUUUCGUCAGUUCAUAGCAGAUACAAAGCUCUGUCUACCUGCAUUCCUCACUUGACUGUCUUUUCAUUAUUUCUGAUUACAGUACUCUUUUCAUACAUGAGGUCCAAAUCUCUUUCCUCUAGAACUAUGGACUUGCUCUCUGCAGUCUUGUACACAGUUUUGCCACCACUACUGAAUCCCAUCAUUUACAGCUUCCGGAACAAGGAUAUCCAGGAGGGUGUGUGUAAAAUUAUGAGGAUCUUUUGA
Molecule: messenger RNA, 939 nt
Organism: Varanus komodoensis (Komodo dragon)
Lineage: Eukaryota; Metazoa; Chordata; Lepidosauria; Squamata; Varanidae
Product: olfactory receptor 14A16-like
Exons: 1
Coding region: 1-939 (312 amino acids)
Biological process (GO): G protein-coupled receptor signaling pathway
Cellular component (GO): membrane
Molecular function (GO): odorant binding; olfactory receptor activity; G protein-coupled receptor activity
Source: RefSeq, a predicted model, not a curated record